Diabrotica balteata is the source of this 5462-nucleotide messenger RNA. NCBI's taxonomy places the organism in Eukaryota, Metazoa, Arthropoda, Insecta, Coleoptera, Chrysomelidae. The record is from the annotation of a GenBank genome assembly.
AUGCAUAAGCUGAAAAAAAGGUUGUUUCACUUUUCCAAUGCAGAUAAACUGGAUGCAGAACCUGAGAUUAUUAAUAUUUCUGAUAUAAAAAAGUGGCCUACAUUUCAGUCACUAGAUAGUUUAAUGGGUAAUUUUGAAAUGGAGGUAGCUAAUAUAGCCCCAGAGAGAGUUUUACCUCUCGUUGGGUAUAAAAUUAAAAAGAAAAAGUCCAAACUUUUGCGAAAAAAUCAAGGUGUCUCAAAAAUUACCUCACAGUUUCCCGCUCUCUACAAUGCUGCUCAACAAGGUCAAUUGGAAAAGCCAAGAGUAUCAUUAGAUAAUAAUGUAAAUAGAUUUAAUGCUCAGUUGGAUCAGCUAGAUCAAUUAAUGGAAGAAGUGAGACAGUAUAGGCCCGGAAACGAAAUUUUGGAAUCUCAUGGACCUCUUCGGAAAAUACAGAAGCGCAAAACUACGAUAAAACAAUUGUUUUCAGCUGCUAGCAAGUUUCAGAGAAAUUUGCACAGAGAAGAAUGGGGAUAUCUUAAGCAAUUGAAUCGUCCAGAAGUGGUAAACAAUACCACAGAAGUUCAAAGGAAUUUUCUAGAUUUAGUAACGAGUGCAUCGAAACGUCUGUUUAAUUACAUGGACGUCAACAGUGACGAUAUUAUUAGUCAUAGAAUAUUCGAAUCGAAUAUCAUUGAAUUAAACGAUGAAGUUAGUUUUAUAGUUAUAUGCCCGUCUGCAGAGUUGUCGUGCGCAGUACCGGGACAGAGGGAGCUUCUGUUACAGAGAGGUGAUCUGCUUAGUUUACCAAUUAAGGUAUUUGAAAUGAUACAUUUGAACACCUACAAACCGAACAUCACCAAGAAGUACGCGAAGCUAAGCUGCAGUUUGGAACUUGAUAUAGCAUCGGCCGAUCACCUGCAUAGAGAAGCUUUUUCCAACACCGAAAUUGCAAGCGCCAAAGCGAAGCUUUUAAAACUUCAGGAGUUGCAAGAUAAGAUGAACAAUAUAUGGAACAGUGUCAGGUGGUUAAUGAACGUUAUUACAUUUGCUAGAGAUCGAGUUUCACUGGGUAUAUCUAUAAGAUGUCUUAUGCAAACAGAAACUACCGAUUUCGGAACACCGGGUCUACUACAAAUCCCUCCAGAAGAGAAAUUGUUAAAGCAUACACUAGGUCGAGGAUCUUGGCCAGGUCCUGGUCAUGCAAUGUCUUCAACGAACCUUAUAACAGAGUUCAGUAAAAGUGAACAGAACCUCAACAUUAACGAAUACACCAAUAAUUAUAGUAAUAAUAGUAUAAAAGAACCGGUAAGAAAAGACAGCAUUACACCGGCCAAAAGCGAAAACAUGCUGUGCCGGUUAGCCACCCCUAGUCAACAACGAGAAAGAGCAAAUACCAUAUGUAACAUGUCGUCCAAUAUAGAAGUACCCCUUCUAUCCGUAAAACAAUCCAACAGUCUAGCCAGUAUAAACACCAUAAACGUAACAGAUACCUCAAAUAGUAUACAGAGCGUAAGCUCUGAUAGUGACUGUAGCCUACAGCCCUUUAUGGGAUCGUUUAACAAAAGACGAAAAUCCAAAAUGGUGACUUCCAAAAGUAUGAUAAACGUCAAACAAAGCCUAAAAAUCGAAAAAGUAAAAUCUCCAAACAGAACUUUAUUACACCCAGAUCUUAAUUCCAGUUUAUCGAAAAGUCUGACCAAUUUUAACGCUUAUGUAGAUGUAGAGGAUGGUACAAAGGAUACAGGGUUAUGUCAAAGUGAUUCUAAGAAUGAGAAUGGAAUUCUGCAAGUGUAUGCGGCCUAUGAAACUGGUUUGGCUUCUGGAACUAGUCUAAAACUACAUGUAACACCACAAACCACUGCACGGGAAGUGGUCGAUCUAGUUGUAAAACAGCUCAACAUGGCCGUCAUUCUCAAGGGCAAAGAUGGUCCAGUGUAUGACGUCGACAAGCUAAACAAUUUUUGCCUGGUAGCAGUGAUAGGUGCGAGGGAGCGUUGCCUUAGGGAUGAUUUCAAACCUUUACAUCUUCAAAACCCUUGGAGGCAGGGAAGGUUGUACGUUAGGCAGAAACAAGAUGUUCUAGCCGCUCUUGAGCAUAGUAGUAAACACACUUUGAUUAUUUGAAAGUUUGUUAUUUAAACAAAUAUGUUAAAAGUUGACAGAUUAUUAAAGUGGCAUUUUUAUACUUUAUAUUCUAAAGGUUUUUAAACGAGAAAAAUUGGUUUAAAAUGGUUGGGAAAAUUGGUUUAAAAAUGAAUGUAAAUAAAACAAAAGUGAUGAUCAACAUGUCAUAAUAGACUUGAAGUGGGAUUGAAAGUUUCGAAGAUUAUAAAUACCUAGGUCACACGAUCAAACUGGGCAACCAUAAUCAAAUGGCAGAGAUCACUAGAAGAAUCUGAAUGACUAGUGUAGCGGUAGGAAAACUCGAAAACAAAAAGAUGCCAAUAAAUUAAAAGAAAAAAGGGUAUUCAACAGUUGUAUUCUACCAGUUAUGACUUAUGGAAUGGAGUCCGUAACACUUAUAGAGUUAUCAGUAAGCGAUAAAGAAACAACACAGAAGGACAAUGUAUGGUGAGGAAUAAAAUUAUUAGAUUACGUCUUUCACAUUCUGGACCGAGGAUGUCAUCAACGUAGAGGUAACCCACAGAAUUGGAAAAAAAUCGUGAGCACAAUUAAACAAAGAAAACUUGAAUAUCUAGGCCACAAAAUUGAAACACGACAGUCGAAGGCCAGGUAGGAGAAGACAAUAGACCCCAACGUUUGCAGGGGACAGGACACUUAGAGGGAUAAUUAAGUAGAUGGCUUUUAAGAGAUAAAUAAAUAUAAGAAAUGGGGAGGAGGUACAUGAAUAAUGCAGGUAUAAUUUUACAGUGGUUGACACUAUCUACCAAAAGUUGAAGAUUUCAUACAACAAAUAACACCGUAUUAACGGAGAUAAACGGAAGAAGAAAUAGCCGACUCAAUUUACUUGUAAUUCCAAUUCGCUUGUAUUUGUACAACUGCGUUCGAAAAAUUUUUGGUUGGAGUGUGGCUCGAACCAUAAACCUAUAACAAAAAUCAGCCUAAGGUGGUCAAAUAGAAGAAGAUUAGGUGCUAAUAAGUCGAUCGUAACAAGAACAUUAAAAUGGUAUCGUUGCUCAGAAUCGGAAGCGUCAUUGGGGUGGAUAAGGAUAUGACUAAAGGAAGAAUAAUAGAUAGAUAAUAGAUUGCGUGCAAUGAGACUUGGCAGUGACCCUCAGGUCGAAUCCCCAAAUCUGAAAAGGUAGCUGCGAAAGCAGCCAUGGCCUGUGAGCAUUCGCGUCAGAUAAUAAUUGAGCUACCUAUGGCCACAGUCCACCCAGCUUCGAAGGUUCGGGAUUAGUGACUUCGUCCACUCCGCCUCAUCAUGUGUUGCCUCCCACUUUUGCUGCUACUGACCCAUUGAAACGAAUCUCUCGACCAGUCUUAUCAAAUUCAUCUCUCGCUCUCCAAUGUUCCGCCCCCUUCGACUAUGAAUCCUUGCCCUUUUACCUGCCAGCACAUGUAAAGGAACACAGCCAGUGAUCACCCCACAGAGCGGCCGCUGACACAGUCCUGUAGGCACAUCCUACCCGCAGCAGACUAGUUCUGUCCUCGCGUGUCUUGAUCCUCUUAUAAGUUGGUAUUUCUACCGCCUUACUCCAGACUGGGGCCGCGUAGAGGACGACAGACUGCACAACACCCUAAAGCUCCCUUCUCCUUUCGGAUUUAGAUCCACUGAUAUUAGGCAAUAUCCUCCCCAGCGCAGCCAUUCUCUCAAUAACUCUGCGGGUCAUCCCCUCACAUAUUCUCCCCAACUCCCACCCUGGUGGAGAAUAACUCCCAGAUACUUGACGUACUUUUUGGGCGUCACUUUCACUCCCGCGCCUUCAACUUCAACUUUAUCUCUUUUUCUGUAGCCUCUGAGUACUACAGCCUCCGUCUUAUCCUCCGUGACGGAAUCUUAUCGCGGUCUUAUCACAGAGACGGAUUAUUUGCAGUUUAAUACCCCGACAUAUAUCAGGUUCCACAGCGACGGAGCCCUGCGGAACCCCAGCCGUUACAUCCACAUUUCACACCAUUUUCCAAUAGAAUUUUCCUCUCGGAACGAUAAUCAGCGACCACAUUCCUCAGAUACUCAGGACAGUUCCUUGCUUCUAAAGAGGUCAUUACUUGACCCCAGUGCAAUGUAUUAAAAUAAUUUCAGACGUCAAAGAGAAUCAGCUCGAAGCACAUCAGUCACCGCAUCCUCUGUACUUUUACCCUGACAGAAACCAUAUUGUCUCGGAGACAGGCCUCCAGACAUUACAAUCACCUCCUCGAUACGUGCACGUAGCAUUCUCUCAUUCAUCUUUUCGAUACAAGGAAGGAGGCAAAUAGGACGAUAUUUUCCUGCCUUGAGUUUAGGUAGAAGCACGAGCCUCGAGAUGUUCCAGGUAUCCGGAAACGACUGCACAGCAAGAAGAGACAUGUGCUUCAACAGCCACGUGGGCUCCAAACGGCUCAGACUUACGGGAACUCACCGCCACAGCCAGUUCAUUCCAAAGUAUAGGGAAUCUCACGCUCAGCCUCGACGUCUCUCCGCACACCAUCCGUCCUUGUGGAAACAGUUCGGUGACUAUCUUUAGCUUCUGGUCCAACGGCCUGUCAUACAGAGAACAGGCAUCGAAAUACUUGAUUGCGAUCUUAUACCCUUCAACCCAGAUAUCCUCGUCCAGCUUGUCACACAGUCCCCUCCAGUGCCUCUUCUCAGCUCGGAUCCUCCUAUUCAACUCCUUUUUUUUCUUACGGUAAAUCGUAUUCACACGUUCCACCUCUUCCGCGCUCCAAAAUAUGCUCGCUCUUGUCAAGUGCCGGCGAAGGACCAUGCACUCUCUUCUCAGUUGCUCUAUCUCGACACACCACCAGUAAGGUAUUCUACCCUUACGCUCAGUCCCAAUUUUACUCAUAUGCAUCGCGGCUUUCAUAACCUGCUCGAGGACUUCCACCGAAGGUGUAACACGUCGAGCCCCAAGUACCUCCCAUCUAAUACUCUCAUCAUAUACACCCCGAUCCACCUGAUAUCUCCGGCACCUCGACAGGCAAGGUUUGGGUCUACCCCCAACGUCCCCCGUCUUGCCAAUCAAAAAGCUGAACAUAAAAUACCAAAGUCGUUAAAAGAUUGUAGAUUAGAUUAUAAAAUUAAAUACAAACAUCAAGAAUAUAAACAUCGAAAUGGGAGAUUGAGGUCUAAUCACCAAAACUAUUCAGUAUGAUACUGUAACAUGCGUUGAAAAACUCAGACUGGAAAAGAAAGGGAAUUAAGAUAGGCGGAGAAAAUUUAAACAACUUACGUUUAGCUGAUGAUAUAUUAAUAAUGACUGAAGAUCUACGGAUGACAAGAGAGAUGUUCAUAAACUCAUUGAGGUAACAGAAAACGUUGGUUUAAAUAUAAUAUAUAUAAAUAUGAAAAAUUUAGUGACUAACCAAAUCAUCAACGG